AUGAAUGACAUGACAAGCUGCCGAGUGCUGCGUCGAAGCUCGCGCCUCCUCUCGGUAUCUAAUAACGUGGCUACUGACACGCCCAUUGACGCCGAAAAACCUGUAGACCGUGAAACCACAUCUUCCAUACUUCAAAAACGCAAACGCAGUGUCCAGGAGGCGUCGCAGGAUCAAUCAUCAGGCGUUCUGGCGCCUAAAACGUAUACGGGAAGCAAGAAAAGAAAUCUGCAAGCGCCCAAAGAACAAAUGUCAGUGUCCACGGCCAAUGACGACGACGAACUCCCGUCUAGGGUAGGCCAAUCAAAGGCAAAGAGGAUAAGAGAGCGCAAGCCUAGCCCAGUGUAUGUGAUACCCGAUGUUCAGAGGAAGGAAACGUCUUUCCGUGGUCGACUUGAGUGGGUCAAAGAUCUGGGAAGAAAAAAUGUCCAGGAUCUUUUGACUCUCAUACAAUGGAAUGAAGAUAACCACAUUCGAUUUUUUAGAGUCUCCUCAGAAAUGUUUCCUUUUGCCUCGCAUGGUGUCCAUGGCUAUUCUCUUGAAUUUUGUGCUCCAGAGCUGGCCAAAGCAGGCGAUCUUGCAAAAAAAUACGGGCACCGCCUUACAACACAUCCUGGCCAAUUUACGCAACUAGGGAGCCCUAAGCCUGCUGUCGUCGACGCUGCUAUUCGUGACUUGGCUUAUCACGCACAGAUGUUGGACCUAAUGGGUCUAGACCAGGACAGCGUCAUGAUAAUUCAUGGUGGUGGUGUUUAUGGUGAUAAACUAGCCACGCUGGAACGUUUAAAGCAAUCGAUCAAAAAUUUACCUGAUAACAUUCGCAAUCGAUUAGUACUGGAAAACGAUGAGAUGUGUUAUAAUGCCGAAGAUCUACUACCAAUCUGCGAGGAGCUGAGUAUCCCUCUAGUUUUCGAUUAUCACCACGACAAGAUAUUCCCAUCUUCCAUUCCUCCUGCUAAAAUAAUAGAAAGAGCCAACGUAAUUUGGCAGCGGCGGGGGAUAAAGCCAAAGCAACACCUAAGUGAGCAACGUCCAGGAGCUGUGACUGUUAUGGAGCGGAGAGCACACGCAGAUAGGUGCGAAAAUUUGCCCGAUGAUUUGCCCGAUGACAUGGCGUCACUACGACCCGCGAAAGCUAAUCCAACGAUGCACACCGCCGGUCGCAAGUCCAACAAACGAGCUCGCGCCAACCUCGAAAAGGAGGCUAUCGAUAAAGCGGAGGCAGAAGAGGAAAACGAAAUCGAUGACGAUUGUGUCUCCUCUCGAUCCAGUUGUGGUAGUGACUCAGAGAUGUUUAUAGAGAGGCAGAACGGCGCCGCAGGCAGAAGCACUUGA
Molecule: messenger RNA, 1332 nt
Organism: Psilocybe cubensis
Lineage: Eukaryota; Fungi; Basidiomycota; Agaricomycetes; Agaricales; Agrocybaceae
Exons: 7
Coding region: 1-1332 (443 amino acids)
Biological process (GO): mitochondrial DNA repair; nucleotide-excision repair; response to UV
Cellular component (GO): nucleus; mitochondrion
Molecular function (GO): endonuclease activity
Source: RefSeq, a predicted model, not a curated record